AUGCUCACUGCUGUGAUGUCUUUCUUGGAUAUGCCCAUCGGCCCGAUUGCUUUCCCAAUCCCGAACAUCCGCUUCAGAGCGCCCUUGUGGAUCAGGCUUUGGAGGGCAGUCUUCCCCUUACGCCUGCGAUUCUGGAUAUACAGAGCUUACAAGGAAUAUCUCGAUAAGUUCAAUCCGAGAAGGACGAGUACAUACCGACUUGGACUCGGUCUGUACCUCAAGUUCGGCCCUCGAACCCAGAGUGCAGAAGCGCACGCGCUGUGGCUAGUCAAACAACACACGAAGGUCCCCAUUCCGACGGUGCUCGAUUACAUUGUGCUCACGCAGGCUUCCGGACGACCAUAUUCGUUUAUCUUGAUGACCGAGGUGCCAGGCCAGACGCUUGAAGAAGUUCAGGACACGCUUUCCGAAGACCAGCUGAACGAUAUCGGUCUGCAAAUCCGCGAACAUAUCGAUGCAUAUCGAAACGUCCCCAACCCCUACCCGAAUCAAAUCUGUGGUGCAUCUGGGGGACCGAUGUGGACUCCUCAGUUUGAUGACAUGUUCAGAAUACCUUCCUGUGCCGACGCGACCGAAUUUCAUGCAUGGAUGCGGAAGAGCCAGGCGAUGUGCUUGCCGCCGUCGAUGAUGGCCAAGUUCGAACCUACAUUCCAAGAUUUUAACGGACCAACGUUUUUCUUGCAUGGCGACCUUGCGGAUCGUAACAUCAUCAUACGCGACGGCAAGGUCUCGGGAUUGGUCGACUGGUCAACAUCAGGAUGGAUGCCCUUGUACUGGGAGUAUUUCACCGCGCUCGCAGCUGAUCGUCACCAGACGGAUGCGUUCAACAAGAUGAUCAAGGUCGCGCUGAGGGAUGAUUAUGAGGAUAUAAAGAGGAUGAUGCUAGCGAUUCGUACAUCCAGGGGAUGA
Messenger RNA from Dacryopinax primogenitus, 909 nucleotides. Its product is annotated as kinase-like protein. NCBI's taxonomy places the organism in Eukaryota, Fungi, Basidiomycota, Dacrymycetes, Dacrymycetales, Dacrymycetaceae. The record is from RefSeq and is a predicted model, not a curated record. The transcript has 2 exons. Bases 1 to 909 code for a protein of 302 amino acids.